Darwinula stevensoni is the source of this 957-nucleotide messenger RNA. The record is from the annotation of a GenBank genome assembly. NCBI's taxonomy places the organism in Eukaryota, Metazoa, Arthropoda, Ostracoda, Podocopida, Darwinulidae.
CAUGAUCUGUACAUAUUUUGAACUACACAGAUGAACGUGACAUUGGGCCAUUUCUACUGGAACGUGUUGAACAGUUAUUUAUUUGGGAGAAAUGAAGCAUUUCGUCGUUUCCGACAGCAGGGGAAUAAUGGCCUUUGGGUUGCUUAUGGGGAUGCUACAGUCGUCAAUGCCUUCAGUUCCCCUUCAAAGAACCUUAUCGAUCUGCCGGCGGGAAUCUUGGAAGGCGUCUUUUAUGCAACAAACCGACCCCAGUACCUGAAUUAUGGAGGGAUCGGUUCCGUGAUCGGCCACGAAAUCAUUCACGCGUUUGACGAUAAGGGUCGUCAAUAUGACUGGAACGGGAACUUGGCAAACUGGUGGACGCAAAAACCAGACCAAGAAUUCCGUAAAAGGACAGAGUGUAUCAUCUCACAAUAUGGAAAUUAUACAGUCCCAGAACUGGGAUUGACGCUCAACGGCAUCAACACUCUGGGCGAGAACAUAGCCGACAACGGAGGAUUCAAGGUGGCGUAUCGGGCAUACGUUAAAUGGAGCAAGGAAAACGGCGAGGAAAAACUUCUACCCGGCCUUGAGCACCUGAACCCCAGGCAGAUGUUUUGGAUCUCGGCAGCGAACACCAUGUGCUCCAAGUACAGAAAAGAGGGACUGAAAUAUGCCAUUUUGACGGAUUCACACUCUCCAAAAGGAUUCCGGAUUCGGGGUGCCUUUCAAAACGCUCCAGAAUUCGCCCGAGAUUUCAAGUGCUCCCUCGGAACUCCUUAUAACCCCAGGAACCGGUGCACCCUUUGGUGACGUAGAACUCACGUCCCUCAUACUUCCUCACCUCAAUAUUAUUGCUACUGGAAGAGACCUCAUUCAUUAACAUUAGGAGUUUCUGGCUGAGACAGACAUGCUGAGUCACCAAGCAGAUCUAAUAGCUACUCAUUGUUGAAAAAGCUUUUGGAAAGAGUAUUAUCC